AUGGGCAGUUCAGUCUCGACUUCCGGCUUGGCACGAUCCGAACUGCUGCUGUUUACUUCCGACCUGGGACACCUUGACUUGCUGAUGUCAUUGCAAAGCUUUGGAUGGCUUGAACCCGCAAUGCCAAUCUCUGAUGUCGCCAGAUUUGACUUGUUGGUUUUGGUCCUGGACUUCUUGCAUCUUGAUUUCUUGAUGUUUAUCAGGUCUCUUGCGGCCGUGGAAUUUGUCAUGUCGGUCUUCGGAAAAGUUCAGCUGGGACCCUCUCUGCCAGCAGUUGACCUUACGCAGCUAGGCCCAUCUUUGUCUUUGCAAAGCUUUGGCCAUCUGGGAUCAGCAACGUCUACUCCUGAUCUCUUGAAUAUGGGACUUUUGUUGCCCAUGCAAAGCUUUGCCCAAUUAGACUCCGUCGUUUCUGUGUUGGACUUUCUUCAUUUGGGCUCGACCCUCCUAGUACAAAGCCUUGCAAGAUUUGGUCCAACUCCUUUCCUGCAAAGCUUUGCUCACAUUGGCCCGGCCUUCUCAAUCUGCCAACCAAUGCGCCUGGGCUUGUUGCCUUCUGCGCCGGACCUCGCAACUCUUGGCAGUUUAUUGUUGGUGCGAAGCUGUGCACGUUUGGGUCCAGCCAUGUCCGUAUCAGACUUCUUGCACUUGGGUUUUUCGAUUUUGUUGCAAAGCUGUGGUCAUUUGGGUCUGAUGCUGUCAGCGUGGAGCUUGUGUUGCUUGGGAUCGAGCUCGUUGAUGUUGGACACAACGAUGCUGGGAUCCACCACACCAACACAAAGUUCGGCGUGUCCUGACAGCACUUCCUCGAUUUUCAGCAAGACAGGUCCUGUGUUGUUGACCUUGGAUUACUUGCGCAUGGGUUUCUUCAUGUUCCUGCGCUCUUGCAUUGGCGUUGACUCAAUUAUGUCAAUCUUUGGACUGGCAUGUCCGGGUUCGUCCUUGUCACUGUUGGAUGCCUCAGUCUUCGGCUUUGCUGUACCUGUACAAAGCCUUGCUUGCUCAGAAAGCCCCAUGUUGCUCUUGGACUUCGCCCAUUCGGAAUUGAACUUGCUUUUGAAGAGUUUCAUGUGCGUUGGAUUUGCUGUAUCACUGUUUGGUAUGAGUCGUUCCGACCUUUUGCUGUUUACAUUGGACCUUUCUCAGCUGGGUUUCAACCUGUUGAUGCAAAGCCUUGCAUGUCCGGACUUGAGAACGUCAGCCUGUGCAUACACUCGACCGGGAUUUUUGCUGUUGGUGCUGGAUGUCGUCAAUCUAGACUCGUUUGCGUUGCUGCGGAGCCCUGUCAGACUCGGCUUUGCCUCCUUGGUGUUGGACCUUUCACAUCUUGAUUCGUUGCUGUCCCUUAGAUCCUUCUCAAAGUUUGACUUCAUGAUGUCCCUUUUCGGGCAGGCUCGGUUUGAUUUCACUCUGCUAAUGUUGGAUUGCAUAUUCCCAGGCUCUAGCGUCUCAACCCGAAGCUUCACUUGUUACGGUUCAGCCUUGCCCGUGCUGGGGAAGACUUUCUUGGGAUUUUUCCCGUUUGUUUUGGAACUUGUGAGUGUGGGGUCAUCUGCAUCCACUCGCAGCAUGGUGCGACCAGGCCCAGUGACAUUCUUGUUGGAUUUCUUCCGCCUGGGAUUGUCACCACCUUUGCGAUCCUAUGGACGUUCAGGCUUCCCAUCGUUGUUUUUCGACACGGUACGACUGGGAUCAUCACUUCUGAUCUUGGACUACGCCACCUUGGGCUCCUUCUUGUUGGCCCGCAGCCAUGCCCGAUCAGAAUUUUCACUGUCAGUGUUGGACCCUGCCAAUUUCGGCUUCAUGCCGUCACUGCAAGGAGUCGUGCGUCUGGGAUUCACCUUUUCGAUCUUUGAAAGGUUGGCACCAGGAUCAUCAGCGUCUCUUCUGGACCUUUUGCAUCUGGGUUUGCUGAUGUUUCUUCGAUCACUUGGUCAUGUUGGCCUCACAAUGCUCUUGUUCGGCUGUGGACGAUUUGACUCGAGCCCUUUGAUGUUUGACUCAACUCACCUUGGCUUUCUGCUGUCCUUCCAAGCUCCUGCUUGCUUUGACUUCAUAGUCUUUUUGUUCGGAGCAGCGCGUUUGGACUUGAUCCUGUCAGUUUCGGACAAAUCGUUCUUUGAUUUAUUGCUGUCGCUGAGGUCCUUUGCACAUUGUGACUUGCCAUUUUUACUUUUCAGCAGAAGUCGUUUUGAUUUCGUUGCAUUUGCCUUCGACUAUUUGCACCUUGAACCCUCCUUGUCACCGAGAGAAGUCAGUUGUUCUGGCUUGGCUUUCUUGCCCUUUGGCCUUAGCCGUCUUGACUUUCGACUCUUGGUCUUCGACUUUAGCAGCCUUGAACCAACGCUGCCAGUGCAAAGUAUCGGCACAUUUGGCCCAGUUCUGUCUGCUUUUGGCUUUGCUCGAUUUGAACUGAUCCUGUUGGUGCUUGAUGUGAUGGAGCCUGGCUCAUCCUUGUUGUUGCGCAGCUUCGCACGUCUUGGCCCCUCCUCCUCCACCUUUUCCUACGCACAUUUGGGCUUCCUAUUUUUGGUGCUGGGCAUGUCCGAGCUGGGCUUAACAUUGUCUGUGCAAUCUUCCGCAUGUUUUGAUUUAGUGAUGUCGAUCUUUGGUUUUGUUCGAUGUGAUUUUUCUACGUUGCUGUUGGGCUGCUUUGAGCUGGGAUCAAUGCCAUCGUCGCAAUCCAUGGCGCGGCCUGAGUCCAUGUUUCCAGUCUUCGGUGUCAGCUGCUCUGAUUCCAUGGUUCCGAUCCUUGACUACUUGAGAUCAGGAUCCUUACCUUUGUUGCAAAGCCUCGCAUGUCUUGAUCCCCCCUUCUUUGCUUUUGGACUAACACGCUCUGGCUCCAUUACACCUGUCUCCGAUACUGCAGCUUUGGGAAGUUCCAUAUUCCUGCACAGCUUCGCUCAUUUGGGCUUUGCAUUUCCAUCGUUUGGUGUCAGCUGA
Cladocopium goreaui is the source of this 2946-nucleotide messenger RNA. Lineage: Eukaryota; Dinophyceae; Suessiales; Symbiodiniaceae. The record is from the annotation of a GenBank genome assembly.